Messenger RNA from Hemicordylus capensis (graceful crag lizard), 628 nucleotides. RefSeq names its product proteasome assembly chaperone 4 (gene PSMG4). Gene Ontology annotation, biological process: proteasome assembly. Lineage: Eukaryota; Metazoa; Chordata; Lepidosauria; Squamata; Cordylidae. The transcript has 3 exons. The record is from RefSeq and is a predicted model, not a curated record. The coding region runs from base 197 to 568 and encodes 123 amino acids.
CGACAAAAAAGGCUACCUAGGGCACCCACGUAACAGCGUUCGUUGUCUCUCAGCGCAGGGGGACCGAGGGAAGGGCGCGCCGGCCGGGCAAACCACGCCUAUUGCCAACCCAAAGCGGCCGCCAGCUCCUGCGCUCGGGGAUCGUUUGCUUUUGCUUGCUGGCUGCCGCCCGAGGCCCGGCGGCUGAAUCACCAGCAUGGAGGAGUUGCCGGGAGAGGCUCCGGAGCGGAUCUCGCUGCACAAUUUCUGCGGCUGCUUGUCCGAGCAGCGGGUGCAUUUCCACAGCAUGCGCCUGCGGGACUCGCUCUUCCUCUGGGUCGGGGAGCGCUCGGAGCUCAGCAACCUGGCCGUAGCCAUGUGCACCCCCCGCGAUUCUGUUCCAGCAUCUACCUUACUUUUUGGCGAUUCCUCUGACAGCACCUCAAAUUCUCUAGCUCAAAGACUAGCCAGCAAGACUAAAAAACAGAUUUUUGUCAGCUAUAAUAUUCAUAAUACAGACAGCAGCUUCAUCUUGCUUGUAGAAAACCGAAUCAAGGAGGAAAUGGCAGCUUUUCCAGAAAAGUUCUAGCUUGGCAUCUCUCUGUGUGUGUGUGUGUAUUUUUAAAAUAAAGAAAAAGAUUUCAUGCUU